AUGGGGAAAGAACUGGGGAAAGUUGAAAUUCCACCACCAGGCUCCUAUGAGGUUCAAAAAUCAUUUGAGAAAUCACAUAGUAAAAGCCACUAUAUGCCUCCCAGAAGCACACUGGCUAAAAGAAAGCAGACCUCUUUUCUCAGUGCAACACCUAGAAAAAAUAUACACAAUACUGACAAAGAUGUACCAGGACCUGGGACGUACAAUCCUGUAGUGAAGUCAGCUUCCAGUAUUUCCCUAUUUGUUUCCAGAGUGGAGCGUUUUAAGGACGUGAAAGAGAUUACUCCCGGUCCAGGAGCUUAUGAGGGUUGCCUGUGCCAACGAAUGGUGAAGAUGCAGGAGCUUACCUGGAGACAUGCACUUGGAACUGACCUCUCUGCAGCUCUCCUCCAGAUUUACAAUGUCUAUAGAUGACGGUGUCAACUGCACAGACACAAAACUGAG
This is a messenger RNA of Chelonoidis abingdonii (Abingdon island giant tortoise), 444 nucleotides long. The record is from RefSeq and is a predicted model, not a curated record. NCBI's taxonomy places the organism in Eukaryota, Metazoa, Chordata, Testudines, Testudinidae.